AUGGAGUUCUUGGAGCUUAAGCAGGGAAACAUGACUGUGGCUGAAUAUGCAGCCAAGUUUGAGGAGUUGGUGAGGUACUUUCCCCAUUAUCAAGGGAGAGAUGGUGAAAGUUCCAAGUGUGUAAAGUUUCUGAAUGGCUUACGACCUGAAGUGAAGCAAGCUGUGAAUUACCAAGGUGUUCGUCAGUUCCCACUUUUGGUUAAUAUGUGUCGGAUUUGGGAUGAAGACUCCCAAGAUAGGGCGACCUAUUAUAGGAGUACAGGUCCAAUGAGGAACAAAAAGAAUGGGCCUCAACAUCGGGUAAAACCAUACUCGACUCCUCCUAAGCAAUAUGGUAACCGCCAUGUCAGUCAGAGGACUGUUGCUAGGGGAUUUGCAGGUGGUAGUGGUAGCAAACCCAAUACUUUCCCCACUCAGAUCACAUGCUACAGAUGUAGAAAGCUAGGGCACAUCUCCUCAAAUUUCCCUGAUAAAGGCAUAACAUGUUUUAAUUGUAGACAAAAAAGGCAUUUUCAGAGAGAUUGUCCAGAUCCCAAGAGGGAGCAAAAUGGUGGGGGCCUAAAUGACCAAACUGGACAUCCAAAGGCCACUAGAAGAGUCUUUACCCUUAACGGUGUUGAAGCUUCAAAAUCCAAGGAUCUAAUCCAAGGUGAAUGUUUCAUAAAUGGAAUUCCUUUACUUGUGCUGUUUGAUUCUAGUGCAACCCAUUCUUUUAUAUCCUAUUCGUGUGUAGAGAAAAGUAAGCUUUUUGUAUCUUCUUUAAAUAAAAAUCUGAUUGUAGAAACCCCAACUAGUGGUUUUGUGUUAAAUUCUGAUGUGUGUUUAGACUGUCCUGUGGAAAUUUCUGGUAGAACAUUCUUGAUUGAUUUGAUUUGUUUGCCUUUGAGCCAGAUUGAAGUUAUUCUUGGUAUGGACUGGUUAUCUUCCAACCAUGUCUUGUUAAACUGUUUUGAUAAAACUGUGGCGUUUGAUGAUUCUGGAGGGAGUAAGGAUAUGAUGUUUAUCUUUGCCAACCAAGUUGUGACAUCUUUAAAAGAAGAUGCUCAAGUGUACAUGAUCUUGUAUAGCCUGGGAAUAGAGACAAAGGUUUCUAUGUGUGACCUCCCUGUUGUCAGAGAGUUUCCUGAAGUGUUUCCUGAGGAUAUAUCUGGUCUGCCACCUGAGAGAGAGAUAGAGUUUUCCAUAGAUCUGGUACCUGGUGCUGGACCCAUAUCCCUAGCCCCUUAUAGGAUGUCUCCUAUAGAGUUUGUCGAGCUUAAGAAAUAG
Molecule: messenger RNA, 1266 nt
Organism: Glycine soja
Lineage: Eukaryota; Viridiplantae; Streptophyta; Magnoliopsida; Fabales; Fabaceae
Exons: 1
Coding region: 1-1266 (421 amino acids)
Molecular function (GO): zinc ion binding; nucleic acid binding
Source: RefSeq, a predicted model, not a curated record